Messenger RNA from Drosophila virilis, 848 nucleotides. The record is from RefSeq and is a predicted model, not a curated record. NCBI's taxonomy places the organism in Eukaryota, Metazoa, Arthropoda, Insecta, Diptera, Drosophilidae.
CCCUACAUAUUGAGCUGAAAACAUAACGAGCAAAUACACAGCGCACCUCGUUUUCUUUUCUAAUAUAUGUAUAAGUAAACAAAUUCCGGGAAAUUAAAAUGAAUUGAAAAGGCCAUUAAAAUUAACGAUAUAGUAGUAUAUUUCUUGGCACACAUAUAUGUACACACAUUUAUAUAGCGCAUCUCGCUGAAAACACGUAGUUAUAAAUUUUCGAAAUACAGAAAUAUUCAGUACUGUUUUGUCUGCGAAACUCAUCGCAACCAAGUAUCAAGAAGAUUUUUGUGGCAAAGGAAAACUUCCAAAUUUAAUAAACAUGAAAGUUUUAAUAAUUUGUCUGCUUGCUCUGCAGGCAUUUAUGGCAGGUGCAGCAACCACAAAUGGUUCGUUAAACGAAAUAUCAACCAAUUUGGAUCAACAAUGCGGAUCUUAUUGUUAUACUCUUCUAAGGUCCUUAGUACAGAGUGGAGAAAAGGCCAAAAAUGAUAUUGAAGAAAACGCGAUUGCAAUCAGAGACAAGGACAAUCAAAUUAAGGUACUCCAAGCAAAGGUAGCCGAGCUUCAAGCUAAUCUGGAGCUCUAUAAAGAAAAGGAAAACCAAUACGAAGAGCAAAUUAAAUAUGAUAAUGAUCUGGUUGCAAACAUCAGUCUGAAAAUGGAUAGUAUCAGAAACAAAGUAGGACAAAUUGCGCAAAUCAACACAAAUACGAAUACGACUCUUCAAACUAAAUAAAUACUUCAUAAUAUCAAAGAUGUUGCGGAAAACACAUUCAACAGUUCGGGUUAGGGAGUAACAUUGUAAUUAUAUUUGGAGAAUCAUAUGCACCUACAAUACAAAACAUGUUUAUAAA